This is a messenger RNA of Uncinocarpus reesii 1704, 5634 nucleotides long. RefSeq lists its product as uncharacterized. Gene Ontology annotation, cellular component: nuclear speck. The transcript is spliced from 8 exons. The record is from RefSeq and is a predicted model, not a curated record. NCBI's taxonomy places the organism in Eukaryota, Fungi, Ascomycota, Eurotiomycetes, Onygenales, Onygenaceae. Gene Ontology annotation, biological process: proteasome-mediated ubiquitin-dependent protein catabolic process; protein polyubiquitination. The coding region runs from base 1 to 5634 and encodes 1877 amino acids. Gene Ontology annotation, molecular function: ubiquitin protein ligase activity.
AUGGCCAAGCGAACUGCUUCUACUGCUCUUGAUCAAUCUGGACGGCCCUCGGAGAAUCCCAUUGCUACAGCCCCAUCUGCUCCAAUCCCGACCCCUCAAGAAGCUGCUAUCUCCUCCGCAUCUCCGCCCUCUCUGAGAAUCACGCGUUCCGCUGCCAGACUUGCUGCAGAAACUCCGUCCACACCUGGCACGCGUGCUGGUUCAAAUCCGUCAUCCAACCCUUCGACCUCGUCCCAGACACGAAAACGAAAAGCCCCAACUCGACGUGAAAAAGAAUCCCCCACAGCUGAACAAGAACACUUUCCUUCGACAAGCUCACCACCAAGGAGAACAAAGAGGCUGAAAACCGCACAAUCACCUGCCACUCGCCCGGUCCCCCAACCACGCCAAACCCGUCGGCAGACAGAGAUGUCACAAGCAGGGUCUUCUUCUCGUCAGACUGAUGACACCAAAGGGACGAGAUCUUCGUCAAGGCAGAAGUCGUCUAAGACGAAAAGGUCAUCUCAAGAUAGUAAUCCACCGCAAAAGUCGCCUCCUCGCCACCAAAAAAGACGUCAAAGCAAACGAGAUUCCGAUGUUACAAUGAAAGACGCAGAUGAUAUUCAGGACGAGAGCGUUGGAAGGAGUGGGGCGGAAUCUUCCUCACCAAACGAGGAACGUCUGCCAAACGACUCAAGUUUGCGUAGUGAAGAUAAUGGAGAUCCUUUCCCUGGCCAUUUAUUUGGGUCUCGGAGUCCCCUAGAAUUGCAAAACACCCUUCGAGCUCUGAGCGGAAUGAUGUCUGGUAUUUCGACGCGGUUACGAGAUAUCCUGGUGAAUCUGAGAAUGAAAGAGGAUCCGUCCGUCCAACUUAUUGCUUUACAAGAAUUGUCGGAUUUGCUACUUGUCUCUAAUGAAGAUACACUUUCUGGACAAUUUGCAGCGGAUUCUUAUGUCAAAGAGCUCGUCACUUUAAUGGAACCAAGUGAUACCGGCGAAGAGAAUCCUGAAAUUAUGCUGCUUGCAUGUCGUUGCCUGGCAAAUUUAAUGGAAGCUAUCCGAGGAUCCGUUGCAAAUGUCGUUUAUGGAGGAGCCGUUCCAGUACUUUGCCGAAAGCUCCUUGAUAUCCAAUUUAUUGACCUUGCGGAACAAGCAUUGAGUACACUGGCAAAAAUAUCUGUUGAUUUUCCAGCUUCUAUCGUACGUGAAGGCGGAUUAACCGCCUGCUUGACAUAUCUUGACUUUUUCCCUACAAGUACGCAACGUACAGCUGUUACCACGGCUGCUAAUUGUUGUCGUAAUCUUCCGUCGGACUCGUUCCAUGUGGUUAGGGACGUAAUGCCUACAUUGCUGCAUGUCCUGUCUAGUAACGAUCAAAAGGUCGUGGAGCAAGGUUGUCUUUGCGUUUGCCGGGUGGUAGAAAGCUUCAAGUACAAACCGGAUAAAUUGGAGGAUCUCAUCGAACCGGCAUUGCUGAGAGCUAUUCUCAGACUGCUUUUGCCAGGGACCACUAACUUGAUCGGAUCGCAUAUUCAUACCCAGUUUCUGCGUGUCCUCGGGAUUAUUUGCAGGUCGAGUCCUCAACUGUCAACGGAACUUCUCAAAAUGGAUGUUGUUGAUACACUGUAUCAAAUACUGACAGGAGUUUCACCGCCUUCUGAUCUUAGUGACGGAACUGUUAAGAUAGACAGCGUUCACGUUAUGCAAGCUUUGAUUCACCGUCCUCGUGAGCAGAUCUACGAGACUCUCAACAUUAUUUGCGAAGUUUUACCAGGUAUUCCUGGCGAGCAGCUUCUAACUAACGAUCGCUUGCGCUCUCCAUUCGAUGAUGAUGUUUUAUUAUAUUCGAAUUCGCACAAGACAAAUCAGUCGGUUGCAAAGCGAGUGGAGUCCCUCAAGUCGUGCAAAGACGAAAUGAAAAGAUUUGCCAUGAUUCUUUUCCCGACAUUAACAGACACGUAUUCUAGCACCGUCAACCUCGCUGUUAGACAAAAGGUACUUCUUGCACAACUGAAAAUGUUGCAGCAUUUGGACGUUCAAGUCAUCGAAGACGCACUGCGCAAUGUGCCGUAUGCGUCAUUUCUAGCUGCAAUCCUGUCGCAGGAUGACCACGUAUCACUCGUUGCACUUGCUCUUCGAUGUGCGGAGCUUCUAUUUAAACGUCUAAAAGAUAUAUAUCAAUAUCAGUUCCACCGCGAGGGCGUCAUCACCGAGAUUACCAGAUUGUCCGAGAAACCCAUACCAUCCGAACUGCCCGGAAAGAAAGAAAGUAAGACGAACCUCACGGUUGGCCAUGAUACGGGGUCAGAAACUGGGGAAGAUAAAUUUGAGGAUCAUAGUCAAAGUUAUUCGCACGACGAGGAUGAAGAGAGCCGUGAGGGUGAGGAUUAUAACGACGAUUAUGAUGACGAGAAUGACCAUGAACAUGGUCACGAUGACAUGUCAGAAUCAGAGGUUUCUUCGUCCUCAGAUACGGGGCACCCCACCGCUAGGCGAUUUGACAAAGAAAAAAUGGUCGUAGAUUAUGCUAAAGAUUUCCUUCGGGUUUAUGAACAUAGCAAAGCAGUUGGAUUGCAUGAUAAGGCGUUGGAGGUACUUCAGCAACUGAAGACUCUCGUAUCCGACAUUGCCCUCUGUUACGAACAUCCAAAACCACAAAACGGAUUUCAUCUUUUCCAGAAGCUCUCCUCAUAUUUUGGCGGGGACGCUGUUGAAAGUAUUACGAGUGCAGAGUUACUCAACUCCGGUGUCAUCCAAACUCUUCUCGACGUUAUUGGUGACGUGCAAGCUAACAGAUCGAUUCCAGCACCAGCUCCUGGGAAUCGGGCCAAAACAGAUUUUCUCCGCGCUUUUAUGGCCCCGAACAUAUCUGAAUCAAAUGACGGUGGUGACUAUACCACUCCGUUUGGCGUCCUCAUUCACAAGCUACAGGAUUUGCUUAGUCGAACUGAGCACUUUGAAGUUGUUACUGUGCAUCACAAUACCUACGAGAGCCGGAAUACAGCGUCGAUGUUAUCUAAGCAACUUCGUCUUCGCCUAACUGCUGAAGACGAAUCAGAUAUCCCAAAGACAUUUAAAAGCAUCAUGGUUUCGAUCCAUGCAAUUGCCAACUUUAAAGCACUUGACGAGUAUCUGCGCCCGAGAAUCGCUGUAACAGAGCGUUCCAGAGCUCCAAGACAUCGCGAUGGCCAUCUUAUGCAACCCGGGAGUUCUUCGAAAACGAAAGAAGCGUCAGGAGAGGGUGCAGAACCCAACAAUACCGGCACAGAGGCAUCCCAACAGCCGUUAUCCUCUCGAAUAUUCGGCAUUUCGCGUUCUGCAAGGGCUAACGAGAAGUCGGAAAUUACUACUGGUGGCUCAUCGCAACCAGUAAGCCCUGCUGCCUCUAGGGAUCGAUCCGGCCGAUCAAGACGGUCAACGAGACGUCAGCCACCACCACCGCCCCCUCCCCCGCCUCCUGAGGAUGAAACUGACGGUUCUGACGAGCCUCUAGAAUGUGCGGAUGAACAGCCGCUUAGUGACGAUGAGGAUGAGGAGGAAGAAGAUGAUGAAGUCGAAGGGACCCUAGACGCAAUUGUAGGUGAUUUGGAAGGCGACCUUUCUGAAGGCAGUGCUCCAGAUCCAACAGCGGUUAAUAUGGAAAUUGCUUCCACUGGGAAAGUUACUGCUCGAAGGGACGACGGGACCAAAGUUGCGACCCCGUCUCAGCUCACGCCCGCCGGAGGCUCUGCAUCCACAUCCACACCUGCGGCCCAGUCUCUACGAAGCUCGCUUGCUUUGGCCGGACGCCCGUUCUCAUCGUUUGCGGCGGCAAUAGAUUCGAUCCCUCAAGACUGGCAUAUUGAAUUUAGUAUCGACGGUAAACCGAUCGCCCACGACACAACGGUCUAUCGCGCCAUCCACUACAACCGGAAGCCUCUCCCCGAGAGUUACACUGGGAACGUAUGGUCCGCAGUUCACACAGUCCGAUUCAAACGCGUUCAAGGACCAGCCCCUGCUGAGCCAUCGAGAUUAACUCCAACAACACCUUCAUCUGGGGAUCCUGACAUUGGAGAAUUGCCAGAAUCUUUGACCAAAGCCACGACUACGGCGGCGAUUCUAAAACUGUUACGCGUUUUACACCGUCUCAACUCUCAGCUUGACUACAUUCUGGCUGAGACAAAGGAACCCAUUAAAGUAGUCACGGAGCCGUUGGCACAAUUCAUUAACACCAAGCUCACUGCAAAACUCAAUCGACAAUUGGAAGAGCCCUUGAUCGUAGCAAGCAGCUGUCUACCGAGCUGGAGCGAAGAUCUCGCACGUCACUUUCCGUUUCUCUUCCCGUUCGAGACCCGCCAUCUGUUCCUACAGUCGACAUCUUUUGGCUAUGCGCGGUCAACAAUGAGGUGGCAAGGCCCUCAACCCGGAGACGACAAUCGCCGCGAUCAGCGCCGAGAUGAUCGUCCGUUUACCCGCCUCCAACGACAAAAAGUACGAAUCUCGAGAACUAGGAUUUUAGAUUCGGCAUUGAAGGUGAUGGAGUUGUACGGGUCAUCCCCCAGUGUCCUAGAAGUGGAGUAUUUUGAAGAAGUGGGCACAGGACUUGGUCCAACAUUGGAAUUUUAUUCUACUGUGUCUAAAGAGUUAUGUAAGAAGAAGCUAAGGCUUUGGCGAGAACAUGACUCUAGUGAUGGAGAAUAUGUUUACAGCAAGCUCGGCCUCUUCCCGGCACCCCUUAGCCCAGAGCAGGCGGUCCAAGAUUCUGGAAAAAAGGUCGUGAAUUACUUCAAAGGGCUUGGAAAGUUUGUUGCCCGGUCGAUGCUAGACUCCAGAAUCAUUGAUAUUGCAUUUAAUCCUACGUUUUUCCGGAUCGCCAAUAACUUUUCGACAUUUACGCCUUCGAUCGGCGCUAUCAAAGCCGUUGACCCUGAUUUAGCAAAGUCGCUCUUGGUUGUCAAACAGUUUGCGAACGCCAAAAUUGCUAUUGAUAACGAUGCAUCCCUGACACCCGAAGAGAAGGAAAAAACUCUGAGAGAAUGCGAGGUUGGUGGAGCGCAUCUUCGAGAUCUAGGACUGGAUUUUACUUUGCCUGGCUAUCCCCACAUCCAGUUAUUGCCGGAUGGAGCGGAUAUUUCAGUUACCCUAGAGAACGUGCAAUUGUACGUUGACAAAGUUAUUGACAUGACACUGGGGAUCGGCGUACGCUCUCAAAUUGACGCUUUCCGCUCGGGUUUCUCGCAAGUCUUUUCUUAUUCCGCCUUAAAGGCAUUUACACCAAACGAGCUUGUAAUGCUCUUCGGUCAGGUUGAAGAAGAUUGGUCUAUCGAAACAUUGAUGGACUCGAUCAAGGCAGAUCAUGGCUUCAACAUGGAUAGUCGCAGUGUGCGAAAUUUACUGGAAACUAUGAGCAAAUUUACCCUUCAACAACGGCGUGAUUUCCUCCAAUUUGUGACUGGAAGUCCAAAGCUUCCUAUUGGAGGUUUUAAGAGUCUUACGCCUAUGUUUACUGUUGUUUGUCGACCAAGCGAGCCCCCCUAUACUUCCGACGACUAUCUUCCUAGUGUGAUGACUUGUGUCAAUUAUCUGAAACUGCCCGACUACUCUAGCGCUGAUAUCCUGAGGAAACAGCUUGAUGUCGCGAUGCACGAGGGCCAAGGCGCGUUCCAUCUCUCGUGA